ACCACAGAAGAUACUGUCGUUUUCAAUGAAUUUCCAGUUUCAAUAUACAAUGCCUACGAACUUCAGUCAGCUGAAAGAGUACCCUGAGCUGAGACGUUCUUUCCGGGAGACACUGGACAGGAGUUCGUCCUACCUGUCACUCGAGAAUGUAAUGGACAGUCACGGUUUGAAAGGCAGAAGUUGUCUCCUAAGAAGUAUAUGUGAAGUUGCAGAGACACCCGUAUACUACAACGGACUAAUAGGGGAACUACUUCACGUCAUAUUUACACCUGGAUACGGAUUCAACAACGAAGAACACUUGGAGUGGGAUUAUCGCGAGGCUCGACGUCUUGGAGAAGAGGGUGCUGACUGUCGCCAGGCUUAUACAACGUGUCCCUUCGGCGAGGGCCUUCUAGACCUCAUAUCUGUGCUAGAUACCUAACGCGACCCAAAUUGCUGUAGGAACACGCUGAAACCAUCGACAGGAAUUCAGUCACAGACGUCAAUGCCGCUUAAUCAGCUGCCGGACGUCAAAAUCAUAUUUACGGAAGCCAUUUUAGCACGAGUGCAUUUUAUCAUAUCGGUUGGUUAUGAUUUUAAUUAAUCUCCAAUGCAAUGAUUAUUCGCGACGAAAACCAAAUGUAUUAAACCGGCAACAAAACCAGGGCGUUAAAUAAUCUCAAGCUUAUUUUUUGGUAGUGGUAUGCCCCAUCACAUGAGAACAUAAUGGAAACCGUCCUGACUCUGUGUGGGUUAUGAUAAAUAUAGUAAAUCGUGCGAACGUGAAACUCUCAUGUAGCAAUGCCUACUUUCCGGACGAAAUAAUAAAAUCAGUCAGUUGGGUCGAAACCUUCUUUUGUACAUAAUCAGUGUAUAAUAUUAAGAAAUACCAGAAGAAACAAAUGUAAACGUUAGUAAAUGCAAAUAUGUAACACUAAAUAAUGUAUACAGCUGAUGCAGUGGGCAGGAUUGAGUGAUAUUCGUUGUUUUGUGUUCCCUCGUUCAGCUUUCACGGAUGCCAACUUAUAUUCUGCAGUUGGACAAGCAUCAGCAAUGAAUCGCCCUGAUGACGGAGGCAGUAAGACCUUUGAAACGUCGGUUAACAUCGACCAUACUACACAGAGCAACAACCCAGAAGACAGAAAUCUUCAUACCUUACGUUAGUCAGCUAUGCUUGUGUAUUAACUUGAAUUCUGACCACCAAGCUGAAGACUGAAAAUGGCUAUCUUCUGGGAUGUUACACACGCAGACACGUUUAAACUCACAUUCACUGUUGCACUCAUAUACACUACAAUUCGACCUUUCGCGUAUCCACUGCUCGUCGAAGACUGUUCUGUCAACAAGGGAGUCAUUUUUCAUUAUUAUAAAUCACCAUAUUAAGUCUCUAAGGUGAUAAUCUAUACUAAUGUGAGAAUUUAUGUGCCAUUCGCCUACGGAAAAGUGUUGUGUUUUUCAUUCUGUGUGAUGAAGGCAUCACAAAAAUAGUAAUAAUUGUUCUU
This is a messenger RNA of Zootermopsis nevadensis, 1478 nucleotides long. RefSeq lists its product as uncharacterized. The record is from RefSeq and is a predicted model, not a curated record. Lineage: Eukaryota; Metazoa; Arthropoda; Insecta; Blattodea; Termopsidae.